This is a messenger RNA of Momordica charantia (bitter melon), 1549 nucleotides long. It is a transcript of the gene MAN6, whose product is annotated as Glycosyl hydrolase superfamily protein. Gene Ontology annotation, biological process: polysaccharide catabolic process. Gene Ontology annotation, molecular function: mannan endo-1,4-beta-mannosidase activity. NCBI's taxonomy places the organism in Eukaryota, Viridiplantae, Streptophyta, Magnoliopsida, Cucurbitales, Cucurbitaceae. The record is from RefSeq and is a predicted model, not a curated record.
CGCCCACCCACUUGCCAUUGCUCUGCUCCGUACCUUGUCCUUCUGACCCACUCAGAACAGUGGCUUCACUGUGCAUUCCACUUACUACAUUUUUAUCUCCUCUGUUGAGAUUACAGUUUCCACCUCUCUUGAAGGUGAUGGGGAUAAUCAGAAAUUUACUGAGGAUCAUUUCACGUAUUCAGACAUGAGUCAUGGGUUGGAUCAAGUGGUUCAAAAGGAAGAUGAUACAUGGAGUAUGGUGGAGACAAAACAGAACCAAUUUGUAGUAGACGGCCAACCGUUCUAUGUUAAUGGUUUCAACACUUACUGGUUGAUGGUAUUUGCAGCGGAUCAAUCCACAAGAGGAAAGGUCACAGAGGUUUUUAAACAAGCUUCUUCUGUGGGUUUAACUGUUUGCAGGACUUGGGCCUUCAAUGAUGGCCAGUGGAGAGCUCUUCAAAAGUCUCCUUCUGUCUAUGAUGAAGAAGUCUUCAAGGGAUUAGAUUUUGUGAUUAGUGAGGCCAAGAAGUUUAAGAUAAGGCUGAUAUUAUCACUGUCAAACAAUUGGGAAGCAUAUGGUGGCAAAGCACAAUAUAUAAAAUGGGGGAGAGCUGCUGGCCUCAAUUUGACAUCUGAUGAUGAUUUCUUCUCUGAUCCAACUCUGAGAAGCUAUUACAAGGCUCAUGUUAAGACUGUGCUUAACAGAGUGAACACAUUCACAAAUGUAACGUACAAGGAGGAUCCGACCAUUUUUGGCUGGGAAUUGAUGAACGAACCUCGUUGCACAUCAGAUCCUUCUGGCGAUAAGCUGCAGGGAUGGAUUCAAGAAAUGGCUGUGUAUGUGAAGAGCAUUGAUCCAAAGCACUUGGUGGAGGUUGGUUUGGAGGGAUUCUAUGGCCCAUCCACACCCAAUAGAGUUCAGUUCAAUCCAAAUACAUAUGCCCAACAAGUUGGAACUGAUUUCAUCAGAAACCAUAAGGUUCUUGGUGUUGACUUUGCUUCAGUUCACAUUUAUGCAGAUACAUGGGUUUCUCCGACGAUCUCGGACACCCAUCUCCAGUUCACAAAAUCAUGGAUGGAGGCUCACAUAGAGGAUGCAGAGAAGUACCUGGGAAUGCCAGUCAUUUUUGCCGAGUUCGGUGUAUCGUCGAAAGAUCCUGGAUACAACUCAACUUUCAGGGAUGCAGCUCUGAACUUGGUGUACAAGACCCUGUUGGACUCAACAAAGAAAGGAGGGAGUGGGGGAGGAAGCCUACUGUGGCAGCUGUUCCCUGAAGGCACUGAGUACAUGGAUGAUGGUUAUGCAAUUGUGCUCUCUAAAUCUCCUUCAACUUCAAACAUCAUAUCCCUGCAAUCUACAAGGUUGUCCAUCUUCAACUCCAUUUGUUCCAUGAAAUGUCGUUGGGGCUGUAAGAAGAAAAAUGUUAUGGAUCUCGACUUUCUCGACCACCAUGAUCAUGAUGAGAUGUAAACAAACUUAGUCGAGGAUAUGGGUAUCCGAUCCUUAUGGACUGAUCGGAAGGGUUCAUAUGAAUUACAUGUAUCAUAAAUAAGAAUUUUAUUGAUUGUA